Molecule: messenger RNA, 278 nt
Organism: Brassica oleracea var. oleracea
Lineage: Eukaryota; Viridiplantae; Streptophyta; Magnoliopsida; Brassicales; Brassicaceae
Product: CLAVATA3/ESR (CLE)-related protein 19-like
Exons: 2
Coding region: 1-225 (74 amino acids)
Source: RefSeq, a predicted model, not a curated record
AUGAAGAUCAAGGGAUUAAUAUUGGCUUCUUCUCUCCUGAUUAUUGCAUUCAUUCAUCAUUCGGAAUCAGCUUCAAUGCGGAGUUUGCUGAUGAAGAAUGGAUCGUACGAAGAUGAAGAAGCACAAGUUCUAAAGUUCGACUCCACGGAGAUGAUCACUAACACUACAGCUGUGGAGUCAAAACGGAUAAUUCCCACGGGUCCAAAUCCACUUCACAACAGGUAACUUUGAUCAUUCGAGAACAAGAUAUGUUAUGCGCAUGUUGUUCUUUUUGUUGU